Triticum turgidum subsp. durum (durum wheat) is the source of this 354-nucleotide messenger RNA. The record is from the annotation of a GenBank genome assembly. NCBI's taxonomy places the organism in Eukaryota, Viridiplantae, Streptophyta, Magnoliopsida, Poales, Poaceae.
AUGCGCCACCUCCGCCGGCUUGAUCUGUCUUACAACGAGACCCUGAAGGACAAGGAGAUUGGAGCCAUGCUAUCAUCUUGCCGGAAUCUAAUUGACAUCCGGUUUAGGGGUUGCCGCGGCAUUACCGGUGAAUCGCUACUCUCAUUGCUUAGGCACUGUGGGCAGACAGUGGAGGUUGUGGACAUCUCCCGCUGCCCUGCCAUUAAAGGGGCCAGUGUCGAACUCUUUGCACAGCGAGCCGCCCGUUUGAACCAUUUGGUCAUCGAGGAGAGCUUGGUGUCGGAGGAACUGAAGGCGAUUGCACGGACGAAACGCAUGAAGGUUGGCCCAUUGCCUUGUGAAGGAUCAUUCUGA